Drosophila suzukii is the source of this 7202-nucleotide messenger RNA. The record is from RefSeq and is a predicted model, not a curated record. NCBI's taxonomy places the organism in Eukaryota, Metazoa, Arthropoda, Insecta, Diptera, Drosophilidae.
CCGCCCAUCACGCCAAAGGGGAUGUCGGGGUGUGAUCAAAGCACUGUCGAAUCAUUGGCCGACGAUCCAACAGAUUCACCAUUCGAUGCCGAUGAUUGUCUCAAGGUGCGCAAGUACUGGUGCUUUCUGCUGUCCAGCAUCUUUACAUUCCUUGCUGGCCUGCUCGUGGUGCUACUAUGGCGAGCCUUCGCGUUCGUCUGCUGCCGCAAGGAGCCGGACCUGGGGCCCAACGACCCCAAGCAGAAGGAGCAGAAGGCCUCCCGCAACAAACAGGAGUUCGAGGGCACCUUUAUGACAGAAGCAAAAGACUGGGCUGGAGAGCUUAUCUCGGGUCAAACAACAACUGGUCGAAUUUUGGUCGUACUCGUAUUUAUACUCAGCAUUGCAUCCCUCAUCAUAUACUUUGUUGAUGCAUCUAGCGAAGAAGUCGAAAGAUGCCAAAAGUGGAGUAACAACAUUACUCAACAGAUCGAUCUCGCAUUCAAUAUAUUUUUUAUGGUUUACUUUUUUAUACGAUUCAUAGCGGCGUCCGAUAAGCUUUGGUUUAUGUUAGAAAUGUACAGUUUUGUAGAUUAUUUUACAAUACCCCCGUCCUUCGUAUCAAUAUAUUUAGAUCGAACAUGGAUCGGUCUUCGAUUUCUUCGAGCGCUACGUCUCAUGACUGUUCCAGAUAUUUUACAAUAUUUAAACGUACUAAAAACAUCGAGCUCCAUACGCUUGGCUCAACUAGUAUCAAUUUUUAUAUCCGUGUGGUUAACAGCAGCGGGCAUUAUACAUCUGCUGGAGAACUCUGGCGAUCCGCUGGAUUUUAAUAAUGCUCAUCGUUUAUCGUAUUGGACCUGUGUCUAUUUCCUAAUUGUGACCAUGUCAACGGUAGGAUAUGGUGACGUUUACUGUGAGACUGUCCUGGGAAGAACAUUUCUCGUGUUCUUUCUGCUCGUCGGCUUGGCCGUUUUCGCUAGUUGGAUACCAGAAAUCACUGAACUGGCCGCCCAAAGAAGCAAAUAUGGUGGAACAUAUAGCAAGGAUCCUAGAAAAAGACAUAUUGUGGUAUGCGGUCAUAUAACAUACGAGUCCGUGUCGCAUUUCCUGAAGGACUUUCUCCACGAAGAUCGGGAGGAUGUCGAUGUCGAAGUGGUCUUUCUCCAUCGCAAAGAGCCUGACCUGGAGCUAGAGGGACUGCUGAAGCGUCACUAUACCACAGUGGCCUUUUUUCAGGGCACUAUGAUGAACGCAGUCGACCUGGAGCGAGUCAAGGUACAUGAAGCCGACGCCUGCCUCGUGCUAGCUAACAAAUAUUGCCAAGAUCCCGACGCAGAAGAUGCUGCCAACAUCAUGAGAGUCAUCUCGAUCAAAAACUACAGCGACGACAUUCGAGUCAUCAUCCAGCUGAUGCAGUACCAUAACAAGGCGUACUUGCUGAACAUACCAUCGUGGGACUGGAAACAGGGCGACGAUGUCAUUUGCCUGGCCGAACUGAAGCUGGGCUUCAUUGCCCAGAGUUGCUUGGCGCCCGGAUUCUCGACCAUGAUGGCCAACCUGUUCGCCAUGAGAUCGUUCAAGACGUCACCAGACACACAGGCCUGGCAAAAUGAUUAUCUUCAAGGUACAGGGUGUGAGAUGUACACCGAAACCCUAUCACCUUCAUUUACCGGCAUGACAUUCCCACAAGCCAGCGAACUGUGCUUCUCCAAGCUGAAGCUCCUGCUGCUGGCCAUCGAGAUCAAGGGCGCCGAGGAGGGGGCGGACAGCAAGAUUUCCAUAAACCCAAGGGGUGCCAAAAUCCAGGCCAACACCCAGGGUUUCUUCAUAGCACAAAGUGCCGACGAGGUGAAGCGUGCCUGGUUCUACUGCAAAGCCUGCCAUGAGGACAUCAAGGACGAGACGCUGAUCAAGAAAUGCAAAUGCAAAAACUAUGUGGGCAUGAUUAUGAUGCAGACGGGCAUGGUCAACCAAGGCAUCACAUCGGUGAUGAACACAAUGGAGGAUGAACACCAUCCUGCACCCACAUUUACGCCUCCAGAGCUACCCAAGCGGGUGCAUGUGCGUGGAUCUGUAUCGGGUGAUAUCACACGUGACAGAGAAGAUACGAAUCUACUGAAUCGCAAUGUGCGCCGUCCGAAUGGCACUGGCAACGGUACAGGUGGCAUGCACCACAUGAACAACACGGCAGCGGCUGCUGCGGCAGCUGCAGCGGCGGGAAAGCAGGUGAACAAGGUGAAGCCCACGGUGAAUGUGAGCCGGCAGGUGGAGGGCCAAGUGAUAUCGCCAUCGCAGUACAACAGGCCACCAGAGAAUGAUGCUAACCCUUAUGCGGGCUAUCAACUUGCUUACGAAGUUAAAAAGCUCAUGCCGACGAGUCGCAGUUCCGGCACGGGCACACAGAAUCAAAACGGCGGCGUCUCACUGCCCGCCGGCAUUGCGGACGAUCAGUCGAAGGACUUUGAUUUCGAGAAGACCGAAAUGAAGUACGACUCGACGGGCAUGUUCCACUGGAGUCCCGCAAAGAGCUUAGAAGACUGCAUACUGGAUCGCAACCAGGCGGCCAUGACCGUGCUUAACGGCCACGUGGUCGUGUGCCUGUUCGCCGAUCCGGAUUCGCCGCUGAUCGGGCUGCGGAACCUGGUGAUGCCGCUGCGGGCGUCCAACUUCCACUACCACGAGCUGAAGCACGUGGUCAUUGUGGGCUCGGUGGACUACAUCCGGCGCGAGUGGAAGAUGCUGCAAAACCUGCCCAUCUCGGUGCUCAACGGAUCCCCGCUGAGUCGCGCCGACCUGCGGGCCGUGAACGUCAAUCUGUGUGAUAUGUGCUGCAUCCUGUCGGCCAAAGUUCCUAGCAACGACGAUCCCACGCUGGCCGACAAGGAGGCGAUCCUCGCCUCACUGAACAUCAAGGCCAUGACCUUUGACGACACGAUCGGGGUUCUGAGCCAGCGCGGUCCGGAGUUCGACAACCUGAGCGCCACCGCCGGCAGUCCCAUUGUGCUGCAGCGGAGGGGCUCAGUCUAUGGCGCCAAUGUGCCCAUGAUAACAGAACUGGUCAAUGAUAGUAACGUGCAGUUUCUCGAUCAAGACGACGACGAUGAUCCAGAUACAGAACUAUAUCUGACGCAGCCUUUCGCCUGCGGCACAGCCUUCGCUGUGAGUGUGUUAGACUCGCUGAUGUCCACGACUUACUUCAAUCAAAACGCCUUAACGCUGAUCCGCUCACUGAUAACGGGCGGCGCCACGCCCGAGCUGGAACUGAUCCUGGCCGAGGGAGCUGGCCUCCGGGGAGGCUACAGCACCGUGGAGAGUCUGAGCAAUCGGACAGGUGAAUGUCGAGUGGGUCAAAUCUCACUGUACGACGGUCCGCUGGCUCAGUUCGGGGAGUGCGGCAAGUACGGGGACCUCUUUGUGGCGGCCCUCAAGUCGUACGGAAUGCUGUGCAUCGGAUUAUACCGAUUCAGGGACACCAGCUCCAGCUGUGAUGCGAGCAGCAAACGUUAUGUAAUAACCAACCCACCCGAUGACUUUUCACUACUGCCAACAGAUCAGGUAUUCGUUUUAAUGCAAUUCGAUCCGGGCCUGGAGUACAAGCCGCCAGCGGUUCGAGCACCUGCCGGCGGACGAGGCACCAACACACAGGGCUCCGUCGGCGGGGGCGGCUCCAACAAGGAUGAUAACUCUUGAUUGUUACUGUGUAGCGCCUUAACUGAUGGUCCUUAUUCGUACAUUUGAACGAUGGAGAAGCUAAUCGAAGGCAGAGCAGCGCAUUUGUGGCACCGCACCCACAACUACCUAUUGGCAUAAGAUAUUCAGACAAACGCAACAAAUCGGCAGAGAAAAAAGACAUAUUUGUGUGUAAAUUCGAUUGUACCGUGUACAAAAAGUGAAAUCAAAAGCGUUAAUUAGUUAGAGAUACGAACCUUUGGGUGCCAUUAAAAUGCGCUGCUCUGCUUUUUUAUGUGUGCGGAGGCAUGCGGCCCGGUGUAUUUUGUCCAUCCCAACUAACAAUCAAGAGACAGCCCAACCACAGACCACCAGAUCAACGUCGAUGGCAACGCCGCCUGUCUCCGCACAUAUAAAAAGCUAAUCCGGAUCGGGGGAACAAGACCAAUAGCCCUGAUAUCCAUCGUUCAACUGCCAACUGAUUGCUUCCCACAUCAUUCCGUAUGCCUUUUUAGAACCUUGAAAUUAUCAUAUUCUGUAUACUUAUAAUUUUAAUCUUACAACUACAUUGGUUAAUCUUGUAUCCUUCUUUAUCCAUAUUAUUUUGUAAUCGACUUUGUGCCCCAAUAAAAUUUAUUAUUAUUUGAGUUUUCAGUUUGUUAUCUGUUGAUUGCCCCGAAUUUCGUUCUCCAAGCAACAAUCAUUAGUUAUUCUUAUGGGUAUGUAUUUACGUAUGAGUGAUUUCAAUCAUCUUUACAUUUAAGAAUCGUUUGUCAUUAACUUUCAUUUACAUUUUGAGUUCUCUUCAUGGCGCUAUCAUUGCAUAAGAAACAAUUGAAAAUUGAAUUCUAAACGAAAAUCCAUCUCAAUGGUGUGACGUAAGCAAUUGGGAACCAUUAGUGAGGUAAGCUACACAUUAAACAAGGAAGCAAGGAAGUCUCAGCCACACACUGAGCGAAAAACAAACUACCAAAAACUACAACUAAGUCUACUCGAUCUAUGUACUCUCAUGUCUCAAAAUCUUUCUCUAAGCCGCGAAUGCGGCCACAACGCAACAAUUUAUAACGAUCACACGAAUUAAACACUGAAAACCGAUAUUUGCGAGAUUGCUUUUGGCUGAGAUACAGAUACUGAUAGCGAGAUACAGAUACAGAUACCGAUACAAGGCAAUGAGGCUAAAAUUCAAAAACUGCAUUUAGAAGUUUCUGAGCAUGCGCAAAACGAUUUAUAUAGAGCAGAGCAUAUUGUAAUCAUUAAACUUUUAAAGUAAAACUAAACACAAAUAUCGAUUAACGACACCUAAAAGCCAACAAUUUGCUAGCUAAUUCGUAUCGUACACCUAAAGCAAAUACAUACAUGGCUCGGCCUGAUAUCUUUUAUGAAGGCCAGAGAAAACAUGGUUGUUUUGGCCAAAGAUUGCCCAGUCAGGGGCGAUUCGAGCCAAAUACUAAGCCAUAUGCAAAGAAUUACACUUAACUAGAGGAAUCUCAGCUUUUUCACUCGACACAAGUCAAAUUUGCUAAUUCUAAAUUGAACAACUUCUUACAUUCACAUCUCAACACACGACACACAAAUGAGAGGGAUAUAACUCUCGAGUAAACACGACAAAAUAUUGUAAGUAGCGCAUUCGAAUCAUUAUUCAAUACUACUUAAUCUAGAGGACACCUAUGCCGGAAUAUAGAGUGCGACGAGGGUCGAAGAAAAAGUAGUUAGUAAUAUUUUUUAGUGUAUGUGAAUGUGUGCGCUUUUUACCAGCGAUUUACGAGCAGCAACUGUGGUGUUCUAAACAAUUUUGAUAGAUACAAUCGGUAACCAAGAAUGGCGAAAACGUUAUAUGUAUUUCCUUCCGACUUCUCUCUAUAACUUCUACCCUAACUUCUCUACCGACUUCACGCACUUGCGCUCGAAACGCCAAAGUGGAACGCUCUGAUUUUUGUACAUAGCCUGUAAAUAUGAUAAGCAACUGAUACCGAUACUAAAGUAUCUCGAAUACGUUAUCGUUUAACUCGUUUAUCCCGUGCUGUUUCGUUUUGCCGUUCAAAAAGAGUUUUCGGGUCAUAAUUGUAAUUUGUUCAAAUGAUAAACACUGCCAAAGCGUAUAGAAAUCACAUUAAAUGUAGAUCAAACCACCAAAAGCUGACAGCAUUCAUUCAAUAGAGGAAAAACCAAAAUACCAAAGAAGCGUAACAAGAAAAUGGCACAGAACAGCAUCCCAUGGAUUUGUUUGAUUGUUUCCACAAAUGAUUAGCGAAUAACAAAUUUAAGUAAAAACGAAUUCGAGCUUUUAAAUUUAAUACGAAAACCAAAUACAAAAAUAUAACAAUUUAUAAGUGAAUGCGAAAAAUAAAGAAGAGCCAAUUACCAUUUCGUUUCAUAUUUGAUUUGUAGUGGAAUUUUGUGUAGCCUAGGCUUACCCAGAACGUAAAUUAAAAACAAAAUAUGUGAAUAUUAUGCGCCUUCGAAAUUUAUGUAAACAUGUAUGUAGCCGUGCGAUGUGAGAAACAUUUAAACUCCAUUAAAGUAAAUUAAAGUUAAUGGUAAAGGUAACGGUGGCGGUAAAGGUAAAUGGUAAAUGGUAAUGGUAAUGGUAAAGUAAUCGUAAAUAGUCAAGUGUAAAUGUUAACGAAUCGAGAGCAUAGCAUAGCUUAGCAUAAACAUAAGACGACUAGAUAUCGCGACAAGCAGUUCAUAUAUUGUUAAUGAUAAACUUAUUAUUAAAUCGACAACAAAACGCAUUUGCAAUCCUAAAAUAAUAUGGAAACGAUGAUAGAGGUGGCGUAGCGAAAACCCAAAAGUUAAACAUAAUUUUUAAAUGAAUAAACUAGUUAUUAAAUUUAUAGAAACGUCACUUAUACACCCAACAACACUAAUACUCACUCACACACACCCACACACCACAUCGACAGCGAUGAACAACCCAACAACAAGAACAAAAAUGAACUCUCGAUGUUGUGAAACUUGAUAAAAUCAUGUUUACGCUAUAGCAGAUCUACAUAAAUGAAAUAAAAAGGAACGCAAGUAAAGUACAUAUUCAACCGAGAAAAACCAGAAACGAAAGCUUCUUUGAAACAAGCAAAAGAAAAUUUAUCGAAAAUUAUAGAAAAGAAAAACCCGCUGACAAAGCUGCCUUUCCCAUUUGCAUUUCCAAUUCAUAUUUGAUAAUAACUUCGAGUAUACUUUUCCACUUCGCUCAAUUUAACACUUCCGAGCAGCUUUGUUCACACAAAAUAAUAAUACAUAUAUUAAUAAUGUCGCAUAAAACUACUCAAUGCCGUAUAAACUAGUGUAAGUGCAAAGGUUUUUGUAGAAAAUUCGUCAAUAAAAUGCCACAAAAAAAAUAUAAAAUAUAUUAUCAUACUCGUAAAUGUGAAGCUAUGCAGCAUUUUACUGUAGUUAGAUUUUUUGUAUAGAAUCAACGUUUGCAGCUAAAAACCAAAACGAAAACCGAAACUAAUAUGAUAAUUUUACAGGUUUAAGGCGGAAAUGUUCAUUUUUUUAAGGAAUAACGAUAUUAACAAAUAUCAUAAUUAACAUUACAAUAGCAACUAAAA